Molecule: messenger RNA, 1256 nt
Organism: Rattus norvegicus (Norway rat)
Lineage: Eukaryota; Metazoa; Chordata; Mammalia; Rodentia; Muridae
Source: RefSeq, a predicted model, not a curated record
CCCAGUGGUUGUUGUCAAGGACCGGGAGACUCAAAGAUCCCGGGGUUUUGGCUUCAUCACCUUCACAAACCCAGAGCAUGCCUCCGAUGCCAUGAGAGCCAUGAAUGGAGAGGGGGUGGAGGGCAGCGGCAGACAGAGCCGGGCUGCCUGGGAGGCGACGACUGGUCCUGCAUGAGGCCGAGAAGCCACCUGUGGAUGGUUGACCUGCUCUGGGCUUAGGUAGUAGAGUCUGCAGACCUGUGGGCCUGGCCCGGAGAGGACCUCGUGAGUCUGCUGGGAUGGACUCUGAAGCCUCAAACCAAGAGAGGCGUCUAGCCCUAAUAGUCGGGCAGCUUAGAGGAGUGGGGAGGAGAACUCAGCCUGAGUUCAGUCAAGAUUCCCUGGAUGGGCGCCAAAUCCGUGUGGACCAUGCAGGCAAGUCUGCCAGGGGAACCAGAGGGGGUGCCUUUGGGGCCCAUGGGCGUGGUCGCAGCUACUCUAGAGGUGGUGGAGACCAGGGAUAUGGAAGUGGAAGAUACGACAGCCGACCUGGAGGCUAUGGAUAUGGGUAUGGGCGGUCUAGAGACUACAGUGGCAGAAGCCAGGGUGGCUAUGACCGCUACUCAGGAGGAAAUUACAGAGACAAUUAUGACAACUGAGAUGGGGCAUGCACACAAUGUAGAUACACAAGGAAUAACACUUCUGAUCCAGGAUCGUCCUUGCAAAUUGCUGUAUUUAUAAAGAUUUUUGGAGCUGCGCUGAAACGUCUGUUUUAGUACAUCAAGUUCUAUUUUUGAAUUGAGCUCCCAAGGUAGUUUGUUAAAGAACUUUAAGAAAGCUCCAUGUGUUCUUUAAACACUUUUCCCCCUUUUAAAGACAAAUUUUAAGACAUUUGUUAACGGUCCCAAUAUUUUUCCUUUUAUCAGAAUUUUUGUUGAGGCACUCAGGAUUAUUGUUGCUGGCCAAGAGAAAAAAGUGGCCAGGAUAAAUCAAGUUUUUUAAAUUAAUGUGUAUUUUGGGACAUUAAAAAUUUGUAAAUGAUGUUUUCUCAUGGCCAGAAAGUGAUUUCUGAAUGUACCUAUGAACAAUCUACAUCAAGAUCAUGAUUACUAGAGAUGUUUUUUAUUAAAGAUCACUGUCCUGAUUAUAUAGAAGAGCUUCUUUAAAAUGUUUGUGAAUGUCAUUUUUUAAUACUGGAAGAAAAAGUAUUCUGUUGUGUCUGAUGUGUUUAGGAUGUCCUUUAUGGAGCUAAUUAAAAGAUGAAACCUGAACACAAA